This is a messenger RNA of Aureobasidium namibiae CBS 147.97, 750 nucleotides long. RefSeq lists its product as uncharacterized. The coding region runs from base 1 to 750 and encodes 249 amino acids. The transcript has a single exon. The record is from RefSeq and is a predicted model, not a curated record. NCBI's taxonomy places the organism in Eukaryota, Fungi, Ascomycota, Dothideomycetes, Dothideales, Saccotheciaceae.
AUGGCUUCACCACUCAACUCCAUACCCCAAGACUCGACCUUGCUCAACCUCCCAGCCGAGAUCCGCCUUCAGAUCUACUCAUACCUACUUCCAAACUCCUCAUCUUCACAUCUACUGUCCCAAUACUGCAGCCACAAUACCUGGAUCUCUCCGCCACUCUCCCACACUUGCUCUCUCCUACGCAACGAAACUCUACCUCUCCACUACAGCACCAACACAUUUACUUACGACCUACGCUCCCCCCUCGACGAUGGCGUUGGCUGUUUGACGAAAGCACUGUCAUGGCUACGACACAACCGAUGUGGCAAGCUCAAGCAACUGAACUUCAAGCAUGUCAACAAGGGCAUCCUUUCCGCGCAAGAAUUGCGCAAAUGGACAGAAGUCUUUAUCGAAUACACCGACAUUCUUCCCUCUUCCUCGGAAAUCUCCUUCUGCAAUCAAGGUCUACGAUACAGAAACUUUGCUGCUCAGGCGGCUGUGGCGUUGAAGUCUCUCGUCGUUUUCGCUGCCGGCGUAAACAAAUCCAUCAUUGGAUCUGGCGAGGAAAAGGAGUUGGAGGUUUGGAUUGCAGAGGAGUUGGAAAUGACGGAUGAGGGAAAGGCAGUGUUGAGAGGAGUGAGGGUGGCAGAGGAAUUCGUUAGGGGCUUUGGUGCUGCGGCUGGGGGAGAAGUGCAGGGAUUUAAUGUGUUGAGGUGGGCGUUGAUGAGUGGAGGCAUGAUUGAGGGGUUGAAGCAUGCUGGGUACACAUAA